Molecule: messenger RNA, 708 nt
Organism: Triticum turgidum subsp. durum (durum wheat)
Lineage: Eukaryota; Viridiplantae; Streptophyta; Magnoliopsida; Poales; Poaceae
Source: the annotation of a GenBank genome assembly
AUGGAAUUCCGGGGAGAGGAGGACGGGGACGGCAGCGACGUGGGCGACGGCGCCCCGCCCGCGGCACCUCACCGCAGCGCCACCGCAAACGGGCCGGCAGACAACAUGCAAGCGGAGGCGAGGCGGCAGUACCACGAGUGCCUCCGUAACCACGCGGCGGCCGCGGGCGGGCACGUCCUGGACGGAUGCUGCGAGUUCAUGCCGGCCUCUCCCGAAGACCCACUCGCAUGCGCGGCCUGCGGCUGCCACCGCAGCUUCCACCGCCGCGACCCCUCGCCGAGGCGCGCCCACUUGCCGCUGCUGGCUGCCAGCGCGCGCGCACCAUUGCUGCUCCCGCCGGCGGCGAGCAAGCACCCGCACCAGCGCUUGCCGUUCCCCUACGGCCUCGCGGCCAGCGGCGGCACCGGCACGACGACCGAGUCCUCCAGCGAGGAGCGGCGUGGGGCGUCGCCGGCGCCGCGGAAGCGUUCCAGGACGACGUUCACGCGGGAGCAGAAGGAGCAGAUGCUGGCGUUCGCGGAGCGCGUCGGGUGGAGGCUGCAGCGGCAGGACGAGGCGAUGGUGGGGCAUUUCUGCGCGCAGGCCGGGGUCCGGAGGCAGGCGCUCAAGGUCUGGAUGCACAACAACAAGCAGAGUAGCAGCGGUAGGAGGCAGCAGCAGGAGAAGCAGCAGCUUCAGGAGCAUAGACAAGAGCAGCAGCAGCAGUAG